AGGAGACACUGCAAAGCUCAGCCCGUCACCUCCCAUCUGCCGAGCUGUCAGUUGCAGCGCACAUGAACAUCAACGCUGCGGGAGUGGACCAAACGUUGAUAUUCUUAUAACGUCGAAAUAUUUGCUCCUCAAUGUUUUCAUUUAAACCGGGCAAAGACAUCACAGGAUACACGCCCUGUCAUCUCUGUGGACUAAGUACAAACGCGUAGGAAGAGGGCUGAGCCGCUCGCUAGUCGCCGAGCAGCUGGCUAAUGGCAGUAGUUAGCUUGCAGGCUCGAUAGCUGGUGAACGGAGUCCGCUUCUGCUUCUUGCCGUCAUUUGGUUAGAGAAGGUCGGGGAGGCUCAUAUUAGCUGGUAAUUCUAAGCGUCUAGCUACCCUUCAGCAUCUCUAAUGUGCUAUUUUUUAUAUUUAAAAAAACAAGCGCGUGUUCUGUGGGUCAUUUGCCACGGGGGCUUAACAAUUGUUCAUCCUCCGUACGUUUACUGUUUUUACGAAAUUUAGCUUUGAUGUUUGCUAGCUAACAAGCUAUUCUCGGCUAUGCUAACGCUACCUCGGUGAGACUUUACAUCGCAGGAGGUGCAGAGAGCUCCAGUCGAGAGUUAAGGAAGGAAGAGUAGUGACUUAUGAUGUGGGCUGGCGGAGAAGCGUAUGACGGUUAAGUGAAGAAGAGCAAGCAGUAUUAGGCUAAACGCUUCGUAUUUCCUCACGUUAGUUUCUUUCGAGCUAGGGCCACAGCGACAGCCGAGCUCUGUGGGACUUUAGAUGAGGAAAAGAAUCGGGGCACCUUGGUUUGCUGGGAUGGCUAAAUGAAUAGUACUGACACUGCUGAACCGUGAGCUGGUGGCCGCUGUGCCAGCUUCAAGGGAAGACACGCUGUCGGGAUUAUCGCACAGUCUGCAAUAAACCAGCCAGUUUUCUUAAAGAUGGCUUCGGCGAGCAGCAUUGCCGCAUCCAUAGCGAGCAAAACCAAGACCAAGAAAAAACACUUCGUUGCCCAAAAAGUGAAGCUCUUCCGUGCCAGCGACCCUCUGUUCAGCGUGGUUAUGUGGGGAGUCAACCACUCGAUAAACGAGUUAAGCCAUGUCCAGAUUCCCAUCAUGCUCAUGCCAGAUGACUUCAAGGCCUAUUCUAAGAUUAAAGUGGACAACCACCUGUUCAACAAGGAGAACAUGCCUAGCCAUUUCAAGUUCAAAGAGUACUGCCCUCUGGUGUUUCGAAACCUCAGGGAGAGGUUUGGCAUCGAUGAUCAGGACUUUUUGAACUCUCUGACACGCAGUGCUCCCUUAAACAGUGAGGCCCAGGGACGCAGCGGGGCCCGCUUCCAUACCUCUUACGACAAACGGUACGUCAUCAAGACCAUCAGCAGCGAGGAUGUGGCCGAGAUGCACAACAUUCUAAAGAAAUACCAUCAGUUUAUUGUUGAGUGCCAUGGCAACACGCUGCUUCCUCAGUUUCUGGGGAUGUACCGGCUCACAGUGGAUGGGGAUGAGACUUACAUGAUUGUUACUCGCAAUGUCUUCUCUCACCGCCUUUCUGUCUACAAGAAAUAUGAUCUCAAGGGGUCCACUGUGGCAAGAGAGGCGAGCGACAAGGAGAAGCAGCCACCCCCAUCAGAGGAUGCCCCCCCACGGCCCAAAUCUGGUAAUGUUCAGCAAAGGCUGCAAACACUGCGGAUUGCCACGCGCUUUUACUGCGCCAUGAAACACGUAAGAGAUGCUAAAGAGCUGCCCACGUACAAGGACAAUGACUUCAUCAACGAUGGGCAGAAGAUCUACAUUAAUGAAGAGAACAAGAAAAUGUUCCUGGAGAAGCUUAGGAAAGAUGUGGAGUUCCUGGCCCAACUGAAGCUCAUGGACUACAGUCUGCUGGUAGGGAUCCACGAUGUUGAGCGAGCUGAGCAAGAGGAAGUGGAAAGCGAGGAGAACGAGGCCGAGGAGGAGGGUGAGAGUGACGGAGGAGGCAUUGGGACCCCCCCUGACAGUCCCAGCAACACCCUGGAUAGUACCAAGCCACUAUCACCUGGAGAGUUCGACCCCACCAUCGACGUCUAUGCCAUUAAAAGCAAUGAAAGUGCUCCCAGGAAGGAGGUUUAUUUCAUGGCUAUCAUAGACAUCCUGCAGCAUUAUGAUGCCAAGAAGAAAGCUGCGCACGCCGCCAAGACUGUCAAACACGGGGCCGGAGCAGAAAUCUCCACGGUGAACCCAGAGCAGUACUCGAAGAGGUUUUACGAUUUCAUCACCACUAUCCUGUCAUAGCCUCCAUGAGUGACGGGGGCAAAGAGGCACAUGAGAAGGGGAGGGAAAGUGGGAAGUUGGGGUGGACUAGAGAAAGUGAUGUAGAGGGAAAGCAUCCAGAGUAAGAGUUAAUGAGGUGCUGUGAUGGCUUUGUGUCACUCUCCCUUAUCCAUUCUCCUCACCUCUGUUUGUUUCCCUCUUUCUCUGUCUCUCUUUUCUGUGGGGUGCCACCUGCUGCAGCUAAAAAGGAAAAAAACAUUGUUCGUUUACAUUCAUCCUCUCCUCUGUUGAAUUCUGUUGUUGUUACUUUGGAUGAUAAAGGCGUUAAAAGGAAGAGACCCAGUCAUUACAUUCUUUUUCUGUUUUGUUUUGUUUUUUUGUUUACGGUCGUUUAUUUGGGAAUAUGGCUUUUUUUUUUCUUUAUUGCCUCUAACACAUCAUCCAGCUCCCUGCAUUUUUUUUAUUUCAAUGUCUGUAUUUGGUUUUCCCAUAUGAUGUUGAGGGGGAAGGUUGGUGGAAGGGUCUGAUGUGGUUAGUGUGAGAACAAGUGGAGGUCGCUCUCAGAGGCGCGAGCGGGGAUAUAAAGAGGAAGUUUACGUUGAGCCUCGUCUAAUGCAAUUCUUCGUAUAAGGAAGUAGGAAGCAGUCUUCCAGCAGGCCAACUGCCAGACCCACACUCGAAUGCUGAACAUGUACUCGGCCAUAUAAAUUUUCCCAUUUAAAUUCCUCCUCGAGCACUCGCCCUUUUGACGCCGCCCCCCCCCUUUCCCCUCUCAUUCCUGUGGUUUUGUUGAAUUGAGCUUCUGGGUUAACCUCUGGCCACAGACUACUUAACUUCAUGUAAAUUAACGCUUGCUUUUAGCUCCAGCACUAGCUGCACCUCUGUGUCUGCACUUUGCUAUCUUUCUGAUUAAGAACUAUUAAUGGAGGAACAUCGAUUGUAAGAUAAGAAGAGGAGCUUCUGUUUGCUGUCCACUUUUCAGUAUGUUCGAUAUAGUUAGCAAGUCACGCUUUCUGUUCCAUGGCAGCAGAGAAUUGCCCAGAAGCCACAUGUGGCUGUUGCUUCUCAAGAGCGAAUCAACUCCGUGUUAUGGUGUCUUUGUACAGGGUGUCAGAUUGAAACAUGAACAGCCCUCAACUUUCUGUUGCCAUCAGCACCUUAUGAGUCAAAUCAUAAAACGUUGCACUUUUAUUUGUUGUAAGAGGUUGUCAGUCUGUUACACGCGCAGCAACAACAACAAAAAAACAAACAAAAAGGAACUCGACUUGUUUAGAUUUUAAUCUUAGAAGCUUGGAUUCAAAUCCCAUCUCCUCCAUUUGUCACCUGUGGGCUCUUCUUACAGGGAUUGGUUGGGAAACAAUUCAAUGCAAUAUUAGGUAAAGUGGGCGAGUUCUGUUAAUCCAGCCUUUCUGACCCUAUAAGAAGAGCCCACAGGUGCUGCAUUGGUGGGAUUUUUGAUACCAGGUGGUAGUGUGAUUGUGUUCAGGGCAAACACAAGACAGUUUACCUCCAGCAUCGUACCAGCACACACCCAGUGGCGGCAGAUGGAGUGUGUGUGUCAGUGUUCAAAGGUCGUAAAGGGGGAGAUGAAAGGGGGAGGGAAUAGUAGAUGUAAAGAUACGUGUUGUUAAGUCAUUAACACCAACAGCAUCGUUCUCUAACCUCAGCUGUGAGUCUGUUAUUCAUCGUUGUCAUUAUGUCAUUAUUGUUGACUUUUUUGUUUGUUUGUUUAUUAAGGUGGAUUUCGUGUAUUUGAAUUUGGUGGAUUUAUGAAUUGACGUGCUAAUAUUUGUUUCGUUUCUGAGUUUGUGUUUUUUUUUCUUUGUAUAUUUUGCACAAGAGGAAAGGAACCAAAUGUUACGAAUACCCAAUUAGCUGAAACGAUCUUAACAAGGGAAAUGCAAUAUUUACAUGUAUGUAAGUGAGAAAAGCUGUUUUUGCGCGUGACGUCGUCUAUCACUUCUGGAUAACCAACUAAAACAAGUAAACUCGUCCUUCUUGGCUGUUAUAACCCAUGCAAAAACACUUCCAUCACAACAUGUUUGUUUAGAUAUCAUAGAUUAUAUUCACAGUUAUUUUUUUACAUUGGAUUUUAGUCCUGAAAAAUGGUUGCAUUUAAAAGGAAAAUUAAAAAAAAAAAAGAGAGAGAGAGAGUCACCCUUCAGAUUGAAUGAUAGUGCUGUGGUAAAUGAAGAAUGAUACUGCUUGAAUUUAAUACAAUUUAUAGAUGUUAGGGGGGGAAACAGUUAACUCAAAUAUGCAUGUCACAGGACUUCGUUUCCUUUCCCCUUCCUUGUCUGUGUUGUUGGCUGUUCUAUUCUCUUUGUGUGUGCUCCCCCUCCCUCCACUUUUACCACAUUCGUGAGAUGUCCAGCAUAAAAAAAGCCCCUGCCAUGCUUUAAAUAACUGUUGUUUUUUUCAUUGUAUACACUGUGCAAGAUGUGUGCCUUUAUACUCCAAAUUAUUUAAUUUUAUAUUUUGUAAUUUUUUUUUAAACAACAGUAAAAUGUUAUUUUAAUAUUAGGGUGUUUACUUUGACGUUUUGUUUUCGACUUUUAUUUCCGACCUUUCACAACAUCUGCAUUUAGAUUUGUAACCUUUCAAUAAUUCAGUUAAAUAAAACCAAUAAUUGUUUUUUAACCUACAUUUAAAAAGAAAAAAAAGUAAGGAGGAAAAAAAAGCAAGCACCUGUGUAAUGUUUGAACACAGUGGGUUGGUUUUGGUUGUGUAAAUUUACAUUCCCAGGCAUCCUUUUCCUUCUCCUCAAACUGGAGAUGCUGUUUGUGUCUGUUGUUGGUUCAUGCUGGUCCUGCCUUUAUAAUUUAAAAAAUAAAAUUAAAAUAGGAGGUAAUAUAGUGUGCGUGUGUGGAAGUGCAUUGUGGAGUGUGUUUUUUUUGUGACUUUUUUUUGUAUAUUUACCCACCAGUCACAUGUGCAUUUUCAGAUGUGAUUUUUUUUUUUAAGUGUUUUUCCCAGAUUCCACUUCAGUGUAUUCAUUAAUGAAACCAGCUUCUGUUCUUUCCGUGUAACUCAGAUCACCUGCUUGUUGUCAAGGAGGUUAUCAGCUGAUAGUUCAUCCUGUGUCAGUGAUUAGUGAAUAUUAUUUUUGUGUUGUUUCACUGUAAAUGGGCUGUUUUGUUUCUGUUGUCGCGUAGCUCCUACUGUACAUAGGACGUGUCGAAAAAGAACAUGUGGAAACGAGGGAGCUGAUUGGGCCCCAGAGAUCUCCUUGUGUAAGCUUUGGAAAGGAAACGGUGAACUUCACCAGAUGCAAAUUAAAAACAGUAACACCCAUGCCCUGUAACUGUACCGUGAAAUGAACAGUCCCUGCUUUUUGUGACUUCUUUUGUGAAUGAAUGAACUUCUCCCAGUAUCCGCCACCCACCCGUCGACCUGCUGCUACCGUUAACUUGCCAAAAGCAUCUUCCAGCAAGCAGAACUACCCCACAUGAGCUUGAAGAACAUUGUGUGUUGUAUAAUGUGUUUGUCUGUUUGUUUCAACUUUUUUUGUUGUUCUUGUUUUCCUUUUGUGGUAGAUGGAGUGAGGUGUGCAGCACUCAUAUGUGAACAUGUCCAAAGUUAUGGGAAACAACCCAGCGUUCAUGAGGGUUUAUCAAGUUUUAAGGGAAUUAAAAAUGCAAAACCAGGAAAAAAAAGAGGUGGGAUACCAGUUUUUGUUUUUUGAGCUUUGUGGACAAACGCAAACUUUUAAAAGUCCUCGGAAACAGUCACGUCCAUUCAUUUAGUAUGCAGAUGUCAAGUCAAACAGUAGCCCACCCCUGCAGGGUGUGUUUUGGUUUCACGACGGCAGCGAAUCCUUUCAGACAUGAGAAUUGGUUCAAGCGUUGCUGUGUGUGUAUGUGUGAGAGUGCGUGUUUGUUUUAUUGCUGUCUGACAUUGGUCAGUGAGAGUCCUCUUUCAGUGGCAGAGAGGUCAAAACUGAUGUUGUAUGUUUAUUGUUAUUUACAUUUAAUGAUGACAAUGGUGAUGAUGAUAAUAAUAAUAAUACACUCCAUUCCAUAAGCGCACUCAAACAUAUUAAAGCACUGGUCCUGCUUAACUCAAA
Messenger RNA from Haplochromis burtoni (Burton's mouthbrooder), 6301 nucleotides. It is a transcript of the gene pip4k2aa, whose product is annotated as phosphatidylinositol-5-phosphate 4-kinase, type II, alpha a. Lineage: Eukaryota; Metazoa; Chordata; Actinopteri; Cichliformes; Cichlidae. The coding region runs from base 925 to 2256 and encodes 443 amino acids. The transcript is spliced from 11 exons. Gene Ontology annotation, biological process: phosphatidylinositol metabolic process. Gene Ontology annotation, molecular function: phosphatidylinositol kinase activity. The record is from RefSeq and is a predicted model, not a curated record.